CCUAUAUAAGGCGUUCUUUCCUCGGUGUCCUGCUUCUGAUCCUGAUACUGCACCGGGAAGACCGAGGGCGUGGGAGAUCCGGCACCAGCCAAGCAAGUUUUAUAGAAAAAAGAAAUCUCGUAACAUUUGCUGAUAUGGUUUUUAUAUGAACCUUGAUAAUUCGGGUGAAAGCGAGCCUUCACAUAGGUUUGCAAGAGAGAUGUCUUAUUCCAGAAGAUCAAGGUAUUCUCGAUCGCCUUCUCCAUACAAGCGAUAUGGGAGGUCUAUCUCUAGGUCUCUGUCUAGGUCAAGAUCUAGGAGUUUUUCAAGGAGCCCAUCAAGGGAAGCAGAGAAUCCUGGUAACAACUUGUAUGUUACUGGCUUGUCUCCUCGGAUUACUAAGAGAGAGCUGGAGAAGCAUUUUGCAAGUGAGGGAAGAGUGAUUGAUGUUCAUUUAGUUGUUGAUCCUUGGACAAGAGAAUCACGAGGGUUUGGAUUUGUGACAAUGGAAAAUGUUGAGGAGGCUGAUAGAUGCAUAAAGUAUCUGAAUCGCUCUGUGCUUGAAGGGCGUGUCAUCACAGUAGAGAAGGCUAGAAGGCGAAGAGGUCGAACUCCAACCCCUGGGAGGUAUCUCGGGUUGAGGACUGUUCGGGGUCGCCGCCGUUCUUUGAGCUCCUCCCCUCGUCGCUCUCCUAGUUAUUCUCCUUACAGAAGAAGCUACAGCCGGUCGCCAUAUUCUUCAGAUCGCAGCAGGAGCCGUUCUUACUCUCCGUAUCACAGCCGGCGGAGCAGGAGGAGGUCCCAUUCGCCUUAUGACCGACACAGAUACUAUUCUCCAUAUGACCGACGACGCAGAUUGUAUUCCCCUUACAGCAGGUCACCUGUGAGGAGGCGUGAUAGAUCAUACUCUCCUUAUGACUCACCUGAUGAUCGCUACUACAGACAGCACCGUUACAGGUCCAUUUCCCCAAGUGCCUCCCCAAGGCCAAGGAGGGGCUCUAGGAGGUAUUCUCGCAGUGUCUCUCCUGUGAAGAGGAGGAGCUCAAGAAGGAGCUAUUCUCGGAGUCUGUCCCCUAGGCCAAGGAGGAGUGCACGAAUAAGGGGCUAUUCACCAAGUCUUUCCCCAAGACCAAGGAGGAGUUCACGAAGGAGCUAUUCUCGCAGCAUUUCUCCCAGGCCAAGAGGCAGCAGGAGAGGUGGCUCUUCUAAGCGUUAUAGAAGCUACUCAAGAAGUCCGAGUGUGAGUGCAAGUUCAAGAUCAGUAUCGAGGUCUCUUACUCCCAGAUCAGCUUCUCCUUGAGAUUUGCUGGUUCUGUGUUGGCUUUACCUUUAAUUAAUGGUAGAACUAUUAUCCGUGUGAACGAUAUAUCAUACAUACAUCUGGUAGUGUACGAGAAUUUUGUUGGUAGUUGAGUCAGGACGGGUCCUAUGUGGGUUAAUAAUUUCUGCUUGUGGCAUUUGUGGUGCGGAGCUUUGCUAGAUAUUGUCAUAUUCAGUGUUAUCACUUAUGAGGUGGAUAAUUUUAUUAUUUAAAUGCUUUGUGGAAAAGCGGAGUGCAAUGGCAAUGUAAUAUGCUGAUAUUUUCACCUGGUUGGUGAAAUUGAA
This is a messenger RNA of Neltuma alba, 1584 nucleotides long. RefSeq names its product serine/arginine-rich splicing factor SR45a. The record is from RefSeq and is a predicted model, not a curated record. Bases 146 to 1279 code for a protein of 377 amino acids. NCBI's taxonomy places the organism in Eukaryota, Viridiplantae, Streptophyta, Magnoliopsida, Fabales, Fabaceae. Gene Ontology annotation, molecular function: RNA binding. The transcript has 8 exons.